Molecule: messenger RNA, 492 nt
Organism: Sphenostylis stenocarpa
Lineage: Eukaryota; Viridiplantae; Streptophyta; Magnoliopsida; Fabales; Fabaceae
Source: the annotation of a GenBank genome assembly
AUGGAAGAUAUCAUGGAUGAUAUGAGGAAGAUAGAGGACAGAAACAAAAGAAAGAGUGUGAAAAUUAAGAUUUUCAACAAAGCAUUAAAGAAAACCAAGGGUUCAUCAACUCGGACAGACCAGGCCCACGUUUGUGAUGUCACAGAACACAAUGAUGAACCUGACAUUCGAAAAAGGCUUAGGGUGUAUGUGAGACAGGUGAAUAUUGAAAGUGAAAGAAGUGAAGUAAAGGAGGGAGAAAAGAGGAGGAAGCUUUUGUUACUGAAAUCUAAGAGAGUGAUUAAAGCAAAUGAGGGUAGUAAAGCAAAGAAAGUGAAAGGGAACGUCAUGAAAGAACGCAUUUGUGACAGAGAUUGCACUAAACACUCUCAUAUAGAAAAACUUCAAUAUGGGGAUGUAGCUCAAAUGGUAGAGCGCUCGCUUUGCAUGCGAGAGGUACAGGGUUCGAUCCCCUGCAUCUCCAGGUUUUUCACUCCAGGGCUACUCAACUAA